This is a messenger RNA of Eremothecium cymbalariae DBVPG#7215, 2991 nucleotides long. It is a transcript of the gene ISM1, whose product is annotated as isoleucine--tRNA ligase ISM1. Gene Ontology annotation, molecular function: tRNA binding; isoleucine-tRNA ligase activity; aminoacyl-tRNA deacylase activity. The transcript has a single exon. The coding region runs from base 1 to 2991 and encodes 996 amino acids. Gene Ontology annotation, biological process: isoleucyl-tRNA aminoacylation. Lineage: Eukaryota; Fungi; Ascomycota; Saccharomycetes; Saccharomycetales; Saccharomycetaceae. Gene Ontology annotation, cellular component: cytosol. The record is from RefSeq and is a predicted model, not a curated record.
AUGUUUUUGUUUAUCAGACGAUAUUCUGCUCACAGCUAUCAAAAGACUCUGCGGUUACCGAGGACGAAGUUCGCUAACAGGUCAGAUUUGCGUAAGGUAUUUGAAGAAUUGAUACCACAAUGUUCUGAAAAGGUGUAUCAAAGGCAGUAUAAGGAGUUUCUGGAUAAGAUUUCAACAAUUGAGAAUGAUGAGGACAAAGUUUCAUUUUUGAAAGCUUGUUUGUUUGUUUUACAUGAUGGACCUCCAUAUGCAAAUGGUGACUUGCAUUUGGGACACGCGUUGAACAAGAUCCUCAAGGAUAUCACGAACCGUCACCAGUUAUUAGAAGGGAAAUAUGUGUUUUACAAGCCAGGUUGGGAUUGUCACGGUCUUCCUAUAGAGAUCAAGGCAUUGCAGAAGUUAAGCGAUGAUGUUAGCAACAUCUCGGCAACAAAGGUGAGGUCGGUUGCUUCGAAAUACGCACUUGAGACGGUGAAGACGCAGAUGGAACAGUUCCAGAAAUUUGCUAUUAUGACCAACUGGGAUGAUCCAUAUAUCACUAUGGAUAGGACUUUUGAGUUGGAUCAAUUGAGGGUGUUACAAAAUAUGUUUAGCCGUGGGUUGAUUAGACGGCAAAGAAAACCCGUAUAUUGGGGCACGGAGACACAGACGGCUUUGGCUGAGGGAGAGCUAGAAUAUAAGGUUGAUCACGUAUCUACCGCUGCGUAUAUCAAAUUUUCACUAAGCAAUGAGUCCUGCACUGCUCUCAGGAAGCAAUUCCCCUCUCUUGGCACAGAUCUUCCGAUUAACUGUUUGGUGUGGACAAGUACUCCUUGGACCUUGUUUUCGAAUAUGGCUAUUUGUUAUAACAAGGGCCUCGAAUAUAGUUUAAUUAAAUUGAGCGAAGAAAUACUUAUAGUGGAGUCGAAUUUAUGGAAAACGUUGGCCUGGGGUGAUUCCGAAGUGCCAGUGGUUAUUUCUGAGAUCAAGGGAACCAAUCUACAUGGUCUGAGAUAUAUUAAUAGCUUGAUGAAAGAUGGUGUUUCUAGACCAUUACUUCAUGGUGAUCAUGUUACGAAACAUACAGGUACUGGUUUGGUUCAUACAGCCCCUGGCCAUGGACACGAUGACUACCUUGUAAGUGUCGCUCAUGGUUUGGAGGUCUAUUCGCCUGUUGAUCACAAAGGAAGGUACAAAUUAAACGAACUUCCACCGUACUUACGUGAAAUAUUGAAAGAUUCUGACGGUCGGCCUAUGAAGGUUUUAGAUCGGAAUACCACAACUACAAUUCUUUUGUUAUUAAAGCGGAAUGGGAUGUUACUUUAUUCGCAUGAAUAUAAACAUUCAUAUCCUUAUGAUUGGAGAUCUAAAAAACCAGUGAUCAUCAGGUCAACACCACAGUGGUUUGCUGAUUUACGUGAUGUUAGGUCGUUAUCUUUAAAGAGUUUAGAUAAUGUUACAUUUGUUCCAUCAAGAGGAUAUAAUAGAUUGUCAUCGUUCAUUAGAGGAAGGACCGAGUGGUGUAUUUCGCGGCAAAGAUCAUGGGGUGUCCCAAUUCCUGUGCUGUACCGAAUCGAUAACCCGGAUGAGAUGUUGGUUAAUGACGAGAUCAUUUCUCAUAUUAUAGAAACUAUUGCAGAAAAGGGUAUUGAUUCGUGGUUUAUGGAAUCUUGCCCCGAAAACAUGAUUGAUUGGCUGCCUAGCAAGUAUAAAGAUGUUGCACACUUAUACUUUAGAGGGAAGGAUACUAUCGAUGUUUGGUUUGACAGCGGUAGCAGUUGGAAUGUAAUUAGUCGGUGGUAUAAAAAUACACUGGGGUUAAAGAAAUUACCAGAACCGCUAAGUAACGUCUAUUUAGAAGGCUCUGAUCAGCAUAGAGGAUGGUUCCAAAGUUCACUUCUUACUAGAGUAGCUGCUUUAGGAAAAGAAUCUACGCCGUUUGGUGCUGUUGUUACUCAUGGCUUUACUUUGGACGGCGAUGGUAUGAAAAUGUCCAAGUCACUUGGCAAUGUUAUCUUGCCAUCCAGUAUUAUAUUGGGCGAUAAAAAUCGCAACUUACCGAGUUUGGGUGUAGAUGGGUUAAGACUCUUGGUUGCUCAAGCAGAUUUUACUUCAGACAUUGUCGCUAGUUCCACAGUCAUAAAUCACGUUGCAGAAUCCUUGAAGAAGUUUAGACUUACGCUGCGUUUCAUUCUGGGGAACUUACAAGAGAGCGAGACUUUCAAUUUACUCCCAUUUGAAAAACUAAGGCCAGUUGAUCUGUAUGUUUUGUCUAAACUUCAGGAUUUGAACAAAAGCUCCAAGGAUUUAUAUGACAACUUCAAUUUUUGCAAAGUUCUAACUGAUUUGCAAUACCAUAUGAAUAAUAAUUUAUCCGCUUUCUACUUUGACAUUAUAAAAGAUUCAUUAUACUGCGAUUCUUCAACAGCCCUUAAACGGCAGCAGAUUCAGACAACUUUAUUCCAUAUUUUUGACGUCUAUCGAGCUAUUUUGGCUCCGAUAAUCCCAGUCAUGGUCCAAGAAGCUUGGAACCAUCUACCGAAGCAAUGGCUAAUCAAUCAAAAAACUGGAUUCGUUGAUCCUCAAGAGUCUUCUUCAAGGAGACCACGUUCACAACUUAAUAUACCAAAUAGCCAAUCUCUAGUCCCCAAAUUCGAGAAGAACCAAUUAGAGAUCCUCAACAAGUUUAAUGAACUUUUCAAGAAAAUGCCUACUUUAACUAAAAAUUCACAGGUAAAACUUACAUUAAUUUCCCAGGAAUCAUUACCGUUUGAUGAACAAGAAAUUUCAGACCUCACCCAGGCUGCAGAAGUUCGCUUUUCUUCCGAUGUUCUAACAUUCCACACAGAGCAGAUCCUUACCAUCCAAACUACUUUAGAAAAUGACGUAAAAGUAAAGAUUUACGUCCAAAAAAGUUCAAGCCAUAAAUGUCCAAGGUGCUGGAAAAACAAUUCUCCUGUGGAAGAUCAUUUAUGUGCUCGUUGUGCUUCAGUUGUUCGCGAUGGUUUGUAA